Messenger RNA from Encephalitozoon cuniculi GB-M1, 714 nucleotides. RefSeq names its product putative RIBOSOMAL RNA METHYLTRANSFERASE. The record is from RefSeq and is marked provisional. Gene Ontology annotation, biological process: cytoplasmic translation; tRNA methylation. Bases 1 to 714 code for a protein of 237 amino acids. Gene Ontology annotation, molecular function: tRNA methyltransferase activity. NCBI's taxonomy places the organism in Eukaryota, Fungi, Microsporidia, Unikaryonidae. Gene Ontology annotation, cellular component: cytoplasm. The transcript has a single exon.
AUGGAUGGAGAGGAGAAAAGAGAUGUGUACUACAGGCUUGCAAAGAAGAACAAAUACAGAGCCAGGAGUGUGUACAAGCUCAUGCACAUAGACGAGGAGCACGACAUAUUCCGAGACGUUGAAGGUGUUGUAGAUCUGUGUGCAGCACCUGGAAGCUGGUCCCAGUAUGCAUCGGAGAAGUUGUUGAAAAGAAACAGAGGCGCAAGGAUAGUGUCUGUGGAUAUCCAGGACAUCGUUCCCAUAGAAGGCGUGAUGUGCAUCAAGGACGAUAUAACCUCGGCGUCAUGCCUGGAAAAGAUACUGGAGGUGCUUGGAAGGCCAGCAGAUCUUGUGAUAUGUGACGGAGCCCCGGAUAUAACGGGAAUCCAUGAGAUAGACGAGUAUCUGCAGAUAGAACUCCUGAAAUCUGCGCUUGCCACCUCACUGAGAGUCUCAAGGCCAGGGUCUUCAUUUGUGGGUAAGUAUCUCCGGGGGGAAUGCACUCCAUACAUUGCCGGCCAUUUCAGGAAGUUCUACGGUGGCGUCACCCUGCUGAAGCCAAAGGCAAGCAGGACGGAUUCCAUGGAGUGCUUUCUAUACUGUACGGGGAUGAAGGACACUGGUGCUGAUCCUUAUGAGAUUGACAUGGCCGCCGAGUGCGUCGACACGCCGAUAUCGCUUUGUGGAUAUGGGAAUGAUCCAGGGCUUGAGUACACGGUAGACCAGAACAGCUAA